CAUAAACAAGGAAAAAAGAGAAAACCAAGCUACUUUGAGAAGCCAAAAGAAGAAGGAAACAACCAUGGCUUUGAACAAGAUUGUUGCAGUUCUUGGCAUUUGGUUUGCUUGCUUAAUGUUGUUGGCCAUUGCUGCAGUAGCAGCAGAUGCUCCUGCACCUGCUCCAGUCCCUUCUCCAGUUCCUCCCCCUGCCCCAAGCACUUAAACUCCUCCUCCCCCUACCCCUGCCCCUGCACCUUCUGCAGCAAGUCCCCUUGGAUCCUUCUCAUCAGUCACUGCUGUGCUGAUUGGUGUUGCUGUCUCUUUCCUUGCCCCUUAAGAAAUAGCUUGACGUUUCCCAUUUCUCUCCUGUGUGUUGUCUACUUGUCAUGUCUUUACGUGUUAUUGUAUUUCUGGUUCUUGGUCCAAAAGAAGCUUCUGUUCCUUGGUAUUUGUUUCUGUGAUAUUGCAGCAUGACUGCAGUUACAGAUAUUUUGUAACACUCCUGGAUUAUCUCAUGUAUUGCUUCACCUUCUAACAAUAAAUUCAAUUAUUGAGU
Rubroshorea leprosula is the source of this 538-nucleotide messenger RNA. The record is from the annotation of a GenBank genome assembly. NCBI's taxonomy places the organism in Eukaryota, Viridiplantae, Streptophyta, Magnoliopsida, Malvales, Dipterocarpaceae.